AUGACGACCCAGGUGCCCAUGAUCUCGGUGCCGUUGAAGCAGACAAAUGAAAUCGACUGGAUCACGCCCUUGAAGGGAUACAUUCGAUCCACCUAUGGCGACGACCCAGAACGCUACGCUGAAGAAUGCGCGACGCUGAAUCGGUUGCGGCAGGACAUGAGGGGCGCCGGGAAAGACAGCGCAGCUGGCAGGGACCUGUUAUACAGAUAUUAUGGGCAGCUGGAGCUCCUUGAUCUGCGAUUUCCGGUCGAUGAACAUCAUAUCAAGAUAUCCUUUACCUGGUUCGACGCCUUCACGCAUAAGCCCACGUCGCAGUACUCCCUAGCUUUCGAGAAAGCCUCCAUAAUAUUCAACAUCUCGGCCGUCCUCUCCUGCCAUGCCGCCCACCAGAUUCGGCACGAAGACACCGGUCUCAAAACCGCUUACCACUCUUUCCAAGCCUCCGCUGGAAUGUUCACAUACAUCAACGAGAACUUCCUCCAUGCGCCAUCUACCGACUUGAGCAGGGAUACUGUGAAGACAUUGAUCUCAAUCAUGUUGGCACAAGCACAGGAGGUCUUUCUAGAGAAGCAAAUUGCAGAUGGAAAGAAGGUUGGCCUUUUGGCUAAGCUAGCCAGUCAGGCGGCCUAUCUGUAUAAUCAAGCUGUGGAGGGUGUGCAGGAGAAUGUUACAAAAGCAGUCUUCGAGAAAGUUUGGCUGCUGGUCGUGCAGAUCAAAGCCAGCUACAUGAGCUCCCUAGCACAGUACUACCAGGCUCUCGCCGAUAAUGACGCAAACGCCCACGGAGUGGCCAUUGCUCGGUUGCAGGUAGCUGAGACCCAGGCCAAGGACGCGAAUCGCAUCGCGAACGGGUUUCCGUCAUCUGUGCCUACCAAUUCCAAUCUAACGGCAGAGGCUGGGUACGUCCUAGCCGAUCUGACGAAGAAGCACGUGUCUACGAUCCAGGAGAGAAUCUCCGAGUUCACAAAAGACAACGACUUCAUCUACCAUCAGGGAGUCCCAAACGAGGCCUCCCUUACAGCAAUACCCAAACUCCCUGCGGCCAAGGCCAUACCCGUCAGUGAGCUGUAUCAUGGGCAGGAUAUACAGAGGAUCAUCGGACCCGAUAUCUUCCAGAAGAUUGUCCCAAUGGCUGUCACCGAGUCGGCCAGCUUGUACGAUGAGGAGAAGGCGAAGCUGAUCCGGGCGGAGAGCGAGCGGGUAGAGGUGGCCAAUGAUGAAAUGGCAGCUAGUUUGGAUUACCUCAAGCUUCCUGACAGCCUAAACAUCCUCAAAGGAGGCAUGGAUCAGGACAACAUGGUCGACGAGGACUUCAGGAAGUGGUGCGAGGAGCUGGCAGGUCAUGCGCCCUUCCAAACGGCCUUCGACCGGUUGAGCGCGGAUAAGGCAGAAAUCACAGGCGUGCUAGACGCGAGUAUGAAGCAGCUGGACAUGGAAGAGAGUGUAUGCGAAAAGAUGCGAUCCAAGUACGGAGCCGAGUGGACGCAGCAGCCCAGCUCCCGUUUAACCUCGACGCUACGGAACGAUAUCAAGAAUUAUCGCGCGGCAAUCGAGGAGGCUGGCACAAGUGAUGCGCAGCUAUACAGCACCUUCAGGCAAUAUGAGUCUGAUUUCGAGGAGAUGAGGUCGGCCGGCGAAACCGACGAAGCCGAUGUGUUAUAUCAGCGUGCAAUGGUCAAAGCCGGAGCGCCCAAAGGCAAGAGCCCUCGGCCAGCCGAGGGUAAUCUCUUGGAUGAGGACUUUAUUGAUGGACCAACUGUUGCAGAGCAGAUCGCAAACGUUGAAGAGUUGCUUAGGAGGUUGAACCUGGUCAAGAGGGAACGGGUCCAAGUGCUCAAGGACCUCAAGGAAAAGGUUCACUCCGACGACAUCUCAAACACGCUUAUAUUGAACAAGAAGGCUCUCGCAAAUCAGGAGUCGCAGCUGUUUCAAGCGGAAUUAGAAAAGUUCCGACCUCAUCAGAACCGCAUCCUCCAAGCUAACCACAAGCAAGCAUCUCUGCUCAAAGAGUUGACGAGGACAUAUUCGGAUUUACUCAAGGACAAGCGCGUACGCGCAGAGCAGAACAAGUAUGAGGCCUUUUCUCGCCAGCGAAAUACCGUCAUGACCAAGUACCGGCGGGUAUACCAAGCGUUCAAUGACCUGAUAUCUGGGUUGAUGCGGGCCCAAAGUUUCUACUCGGAGAUGAAGGACACCGUCUCCAGCCUGCGCCAGAACGUGGAGACGUUUGUCAACAAUCGACGCUCCGAGGGCGGGCAGCUACUCUCGAGGAUUGAGCAGAGCAAGUCCGCGAGCGCUGACCAGGAGCAGCAGCGCCUGAAAGAACUCAUGGAACGUAUGUCCAUGGAUCCCUCGAGAUCACCUGUAUCUGCGGGAGGUGGUCGAAAACGGAGCAUCCCAGCGCCCAUUUCCACAUCCAGUAUACCCCAAUCAGGAUAUUCCGCGCCAUCCGCCCAACCUCUCUACAAUCCCGCUACAUCUCCCCCGGUAACACCGCGAUACCCGAUCACAGCCGCCCCUGGACAGCAGCCAUUCAUGUCUCCGGGCCAAGGCUUCCAACAACAGCACUCGAACGGCUUCCAGCCGCGUCGAGACUCGUAUCAAACCACCGCAUCGCAAUACGCACACCAGUCGGCAUCCUACAACCCCAACUCGUACGGCCCCGUCUCCCCACCUCCUCAUCAGCAAUUCUUCUCGCCGCCGCCGACGAAUCAGACCCCGCAGCACCAACCGUGGGGUCAGGCGACUCACCAACAACAGCCAUACCAGGGCGGACAUGGCUCGUUACCACAGGGCUACGUGCCUCCGCCACCGCCCCCGGGUCCACCUCCGGUGCAAAGUCCGGAUUACUUGCCGUACGGUGGGGCGUAUCCUGCCGGGCCGGGUGGGUAUGCGUCGAACCCGCGGGCGAGUCAGGGACAAGGACAAGGGCAAGGAGGAGGAGGAGGAGCAGGUGCGAGCGGGAAUAAUGCAGGGGCGGAUCCGUGGGCGGGACUGAGUGGGUGGAAGUGA
Molecule: messenger RNA, 3012 nt
Organism: Westerdykella ornata
Lineage: Eukaryota; Fungi; Ascomycota; Dothideomycetes; Pleosporales; Sporormiaceae
Product: vacuolar protein-sorting protein bro1
Exons: 4
Coding region: 1-3012 (1003 amino acids)
Biological process (GO): protein transport to vacuole involved in ubiquitin-dependent protein catabolic process via the multivesicular body sorting pathway
Cellular component (GO): endosome
Molecular function (GO): protein binding
Source: RefSeq, a predicted model, not a curated record